Closterium sp. NIES-65 is the source of this 393-nucleotide messenger RNA. The record is from the annotation of a GenBank genome assembly. Lineage: Eukaryota; Viridiplantae; Streptophyta; Zygnematophyceae; Desmidiales; Closteriaceae.
AUGGUCAGAAUUAGCGUUCUUAACGAUGCGCUCAAGAGCAUGUACAACGCGGAGAAGCGCGGGAAGCGGCAGGUGCUGAUCCGCCCCAGCUCCAAGGUCAUCAUCAAGUUCCUCACUGUCAUGCAGCGACACGGUUACAUCGGCGAGUUCGAGCUGGUGGACGACAGGCGGGCGGGCAAGAUUGUCGUGGAGCUGAACGGACGGCUGAACAAGUGCGGCGUGAUCAGCCCGCGUUACGAUAUCGCUGUCGGCGAUAUUGAGAACUGGACCGAGCGCCUGCUGCCCUCCCGUCAGUUUGGUUACAUUGUGCUCACCACGUCUAGCGGCAUCAUGGACCAUGAUGAGGCCAGGCGGAAGAACGUGGGAGGCAAGGUGCUCGGCUUCUUCUACUAA